AAAGCUAUAAAUUUGUCAUUUUUGACAUAUAAAUUAAUUUCAUAUUUUGAAAUAUUUUACCAAAUUUAUUUUUCUUUUUAUUACAAUGGAAGCUAAAGAAUCUGUUCAAACCACUUCCACGUCAGAAGGGCGCAGAUUUGCUAGUUCGGUUCCCACACACGAAGCUACAGGAGUAAAACCACUAACGGGUUAUUUAACAACAAUGAUGCAUCUUGCUAAAUGUUACGUUGGCACAGGGAUUUUUGCUAUGGGGGAAGGUUUCAGAAACAGUGGACUUAUUCUAGGACCUGUCCUACUUGCGUUCUUAGCUCUAUUAAAUUUAAAUUGUCAACACAUUCUAGUCAAAACUGUUAUAAAAGUUGCCGAACAAGAAGAAGAAGAUGUAAAACCCACUUUUGCUGAAACUGUUGAAUACACAUUUGAAACCAGUUCUAUAAAAUGUUUGCAAAAACAUUCAACAGGCUUAGCAUGGAUGACAAACAUUUUUCUUUGUUGUACUGAAUUGGGAUUUUGCUGUGUUUAUUUCGUAUUCAUUGCAGAUCAUUUAGUUCAAAUAGCUGAAAAUAAUAAUUUAAUGGAAAUAAACAAUCCUUCAAACAAACACAUAGUGCUGGCAAUUAUAUUACCUCCAAUGUGGGCUUCAACGUUUUUAGGAAAUUUGAAAUUGUUACUUCCUUUAUCAAUAAUUGCAAAUUUCUUAAUGUGGGCGGGUGUAGUAAUAAUUGUUUAUUUUACUGUACAAGAUCUUGAUCCAAGUGCUUGGACUACAAACGCAGUGAAGCCUAUUUAUCGAUUGCCCUUGUUUUUUGGAACUGCACUUUACGCUUUUGAAGGAAUAACAUUUGUCAUUCCAUUACGAAACGAAAUGAAAGAACCUGAAAAAUUUCUGAGUACUUUUGGUGUACUCAAUGUGGGAAUGACGUUUGUUGCAUUUCUAUACAUAUUAGUUGGUAUACUCGCAUAUUGGAAGUAUGGAGAAGAUGUUGAAAGUAGCGUUUUUUUAAAUAUUACUGCUGAAAACAAGAUAUUGCCGGACAUUAUCAAUUCUAUGAUGGCCAUAGCAGUGUUAUUCACUUUUACUCUCCAUAUGUAUGUACCAUUUGAAAUCACUUUUCCGUUAUUUUAUCGAAAAUAUGGACCUUUCAAACAUACACGUCUUGUAAUGAUUGUAUACAGAUCAAUUCCAGUUUUGGUGACAUUUACUAUGGCAAACGUGAUUCCAUUUUUGGGCCUUUUUAUAUCAUUUGUGGGUGCAUCGGCAGGAGCAUUUUUGGCACUGAUAUUACCGCCCAUAUUAGAAUUAAUUGCAUUUAAAGGCCAACUUUCAAUUUUUGAGAUCAUAAAAAAUUUAUUUAUAAUUAUUGUUGGUGUAUCUGGAUCAAUAGCUGGGACAAUUUUAAGUGUUAAAGAUAUUGUAGAGAAAUUUCUAGAAGAAUAUUCCUGAUUCAUAUAUUAAUACUUGUACAUUUUUUAAUUUAUUAAUACAGAGUUCUAACACA
This is a messenger RNA of Tribolium madens (black flour beetle), 1499 nucleotides long. RefSeq names its product proton-coupled amino acid transporter 1-like. Gene Ontology annotation, biological process: amino acid transmembrane transport. The record is from RefSeq and is a predicted model, not a curated record. NCBI's taxonomy places the organism in Eukaryota, Metazoa, Arthropoda, Insecta, Coleoptera, Tenebrionidae. The transcript has 8 exons. Gene Ontology annotation, cellular component: vacuolar membrane. Bases 86 to 1444 code for a protein of 452 amino acids. Gene Ontology annotation, molecular function: amino acid transmembrane transporter activity.